Molecule: messenger RNA, 3018 nt
Organism: Rhinolophus ferrumequinum (greater horseshoe bat)
Lineage: Eukaryota; Metazoa; Chordata; Mammalia; Chiroptera; Rhinolophidae
Gene: MOXD1
Product: monooxygenase DBH like 1
Exons: 12
Coding region: 59-1903 (614 amino acids)
Biological process (GO): octopamine biosynthetic process; norepinephrine biosynthetic process; dopamine catabolic process
Cellular component (GO): secretory granule membrane
Molecular function (GO): dopamine beta-monooxygenase activity; copper ion binding
Source: RefSeq, a predicted model, not a curated record
CCUCCUCGCUCCGCCAGUCGGCGGGAGCCCAGGUGCCUGUGGGCAGGAGGCGCGGAGGAUGUGCAGCUGGCCGCUGCUCCUGCUGUGGGCGCUGCUCCCCGGGGCGACGGCGGGGGGCUCAGGCUGGACCUUGCCGCACCGCACCCUCCUCGACUCGGAGGGCAAGUACUGGCUGAGCUGGGGCCCGCAGGACGGCCGGCUCGCCUUCCGCCUCGAGGUGCGCACCGCCGGCUACGUGGGCUUCGGCUUCUCGCCCACCGGGGCCAUGGCCUCGGCCGACAUCGUCGUGGGUGGGGUGGCCGACGGGCGACCCUACCUCCAGGAUUAUUUUACAAAUGCAAAUAGAGAGUUGAAAAAAGACACUCAGCAAGAUUAUCACCUAGAAUAUGCAAUGGAAAAUAGUACACAUACAGUAAUUGAAUUUACCAGAGAACUGCAUACAUGUGACAUCAAUGACAGGACUAUUACGGAGAGCACAGUGAGAGUGAUCUGGGCCUAUCACCAUGAAGAUGUAGGAGAAGCUGGUCCCAAGUACCACAACUCCAACCGUGGCACCAAGAGUCUACGGUUGUUGAAUCCCGAGAAAGCCAAUGUGUUGUCUACAUCCAUACCGUCCUUUGACCUGGUAAAUCAGGACGUUCCCAUCCCAAACAAAGGUACAACGUAUUGGUGCCAAAUGUUUAAGAUUCCGGUGUUCCAGGAAAAGCAUCAUGUAAUUAAGGUUGAGCCAGUGAUACAGAGAGGCCACGAGAGUCUGGUCCAUCACAUCCUGCUCUAUCAGUGCAGCAGCAAUUUUAACGACAGCGUUUUGGACUAUGGCCACGAGUGCUACCACCCUAACAUGCCCGACGCGUUCCUCACCUGCGAGACCGUUAUUUUUGCCUGGGCCAUUGGUGGAGAGGGUUUUUCCUACCCACCUCAUGUUGGACUAUCCCUCGGCACUCCGUUAGAUCCUCAUUAUGUGCUCCUAGAAGUCCAUUAUGACAAUCCAACUUAUGAGGAAGGCUUAAUAGAUAAUUCCGGACUGAGGUUAUUUCAUACGACAGACAUAAGGAAAUUCGAUGCCGGGGUGAUCGAGGCUGGCCUCUGGGUGAGCCUCUUCCAUACCAUCCCUCCAGGCAUGCCUGACUUCCGGUCAGAAGGUCACUGCACUCUGGAAUGCCUGGAAGAGGCUCUGGAAGCUGAAAAGCCAAGUGGAAUCCAUGUGUUCGCUGUUCUCCUCCAUGCUCACCUGGCUGGCAGAGGCAUCAGGCUACGCCAUUUUCGCAAAGGGGAGGAAAUGAGAUUGCUUGCUUAUGAUGACGAUUUUGAUUUCAAUUUCCAGGAGUUUCAAUAUCUAAAGGAAGAACAAACAAUCUUACCAGGAGAUAAUCUAAUUACUGAGUGUCGCUACAACACAAAAGAUAGAGCCCGGAUGACUUGGGGAGGACUAAGCACCAGGAAUGAAAUGUGUCUCUCAUAUCUUCUUUAUUACCCAAGAAUUAAUCUUACUCGAUGUGCAAGUAUUCCAGACAUUAUGGAACAACUUCAGUUCAUUGGUGUUAAGGAGAUCUACAGGCCAGUCACGACCUGGCCUUUCAUUAUCAAAAGCCCCAAGCAAUAUAAAAACCUUUCCUUCAUGGACGCAAUGAAUAAGUUUAAGUGGACUAAAAAGGACGGUCUCUCCUUCAAUAAGCUUGUCCUUAGCCUGCCAGUGAAUGUGAGAUGCUCCAAGACAGACAACGCAGAGUGGUCGAUUCAAGGGAUGACAGCAUUACCUCCAGAUAUAGAAAGAACGUAUAAGGCAGAGCCUUUGGUGUGUGCCUCUCCCUCCUUUUCUCUGCACAGAGAUUUCUCUCCCAAGGUACUCGCAUGCUUCAUGGUGCUCGGCAGCGUGCUGAGCAGCUUACACUUGGGGUCAUAAUGCUGUUGUCCUUGGUGAUGAUGUGUUCUGUGAUCCGAACCUGCCAUGUAACACGCAGGUGAAAGAUACAUUGGGCAUGAAGAGUGAGUGUGAAGACUGUGGAGACUUACCUGUCAUCGACUCCCUUCCUUCCCCCUCUCCCAGUCUACCUGAGAGAUGUCCGUUGGGUUCUCUUCUUUUCCUCCGAAACGCCUGAUAAAAUGUAUCAAUUAUCAAUAAAGCAAAACUGACCUGACUUAAUAGAACCUUUAUGAAAAUUUGGACAAAGUCAAGCGGAAGUAAAAGAGUUCUUUCCUACUGUAUUAUUUUAUUUUAAACACUCUAUUACUAUUUUACUUUUUAAUUUUUGAUUUGGCUUCUAGAUUCCUUUUGAAAAAUGCUUUCAUCUUAAAACUGUAAAAGGAAGUACUCUCCCUUCCAGUUUUCUUCCUCUUUAUUGUUCUUUGAGUGUGCAACUUCCCAAGUGUAACAAUGUUACACUCCUGUCUUCAAUGUUAUCCAGUUCUGUCCUUUUCUGUGAAUUACCCAUGGGCCCCUUACCUCAGUCCUUUUGGAUGAUGCUCAUUCUAAUCUCUUCAUUUAUCAGAGUCGACUGGACCUCCCAAAUUACUCCUCACCCAUCUCAAAGUACUUUCUUAUCCUUCCCUGCUCAGCACUGGCCAGGUGAGUUUUUUCUUGAGCUCUGUCACUAUCUAAAAAGAAAGAGGCUAUGAGAAACAGAAAUGGUACAGAACUGACUGGAGGCCAGGGAGAAAAUAUACCCAGCCGCACACCCUGUGCUGUGAGGGGUCCUUCUACAGGUCCCAGGUCAAAGGCCAGAGUGCGAGCUAGCCAAGGAGGGUGUGAGGUCAUGUGGUACCUCACUGACUGUGUUGGGUGUCACAUGUGCUGUGUCCUGGCUCAUUUUGAGUCACAGUUGCUAUUAGAUUUAUUUUUAUAUUAGUUAAUAAGCAAACUUUCCGUAAUUGUCACCAAUUGAAAAUCUUGUCACUCUUUUGGUUCCCUUUAGUUUUUUGGUUCUGUAUAGUUCAGUUAAAUCUUGUUUUUGUGUCCUUUCCUCAUUUCUUGAGUUUGGAUUGUAUUAAUAAACUAAAUAAAAUUAAAAUUUUGUGUUG